UCCGUAAAUAGCCGAAUGACCAAUCUGUCAGCUGAUGAAGGGCUCCGGUCGUCGUUUAAAAAAUCGAAUGUCUUUUUUUUAGGGCAGAGAAAACAUACAACCGCCUUAGCUUGAUAAAACGUGACAGAAAUCAUGCCGUCGCUUUUAUUUUGUGGUCCAAAACUGGCUGCUUGUGGAAUUGUGCUGAGCAUCUGGGGAGUUGUUAUGCUGGUGAUGCUGGGGAUCUUCUUCAGUGCGCACUCCGCCGUGCUGAUCGAGGACGUGCCCUUCACAGAGGAGGACAUACACAAUGAUAAAAACCCACCACAGACGAUCUACGGACUGUACAACCAGGUCGGCUACAACUGCUUCCUCGCGGCCGCCAUCUACGUGGUGGUGGGGGGCGUGUCUCUCUGCCAAGUCCGGCUCAACAAACGCAACGAGUACAUGGUGCACUAGCGCCCCCUGCAGGAGGGAAAGCACUGCCUCGCCACGAACGGGAGAAGCAGAGAUUCAUCCCCUUUUUAGGCGGAGCACAGACCAUUCCGAUUUUUAUAGAUAACUGCUUGAUAACAAAUUAAUUUACGACAUGACAAAGUAGCCCCUUACCAUUCCCAAGAGAUGUAGAGUAAUAGUGUGUAUAUUUGUGUCCGUGCCCAAAAUGUACAAGAUUAAAAAUGUUUCCCCUCUUGAACCACAUCCUUGCUGUAAAUGUUUGCAUGUCCAAGGUUAUUUUACACAUGAACUAGUAUGCAAUGCAGAAAAUAAAUAUAUAUAUAUUUAAGUAUUAGAAUAAUAUUGUAUAUAAUAUUAAUAUAGUCGUAUCAUACAAUAAUAUUGUAGUCAUGAACAGCUUGAAGUAUUUUAAAUAUCCAUCCGGGAGGAUGUGUGCUUUGUUUGUUUUACAUGUGUCCCCGGUGGAAAUUAGGCUGUCCAGGCAAGACGGCUCUGCCUGUUCAGGUGUGGGAGUGUGAGAGUGAGUUCUGUUUGCACCCAUAAUAAUCCAGUAAGAACAAUGUAUUCCACUGUUUGUUCCUUAAUCCAGGUGUGUAUAAUUCUGAAAGGGCCUGCCCAGCUAGACUGGAGGUGUGCGUUUAAAGUAUUUAUUGUGCAGUGGUGUGGUUCCACAGACGGCAGUGGUUGUCCGUGAGCGUGGCGUCAGUUUGUUGAUGUUUUUGGGCCCAGCUGUGACGUGUUCCGCAGUAAACUCUGGAUGUCAUGGAAA
This is a messenger RNA of Conger conger (European conger), 1204 nucleotides long. RefSeq names its product ribonuclease, RNase K b (gene rnasekb). The transcript has 3 exons. Gene Ontology annotation, molecular function: RNA endonuclease activity. The record is from RefSeq and is a predicted model, not a curated record. NCBI's taxonomy places the organism in Eukaryota, Metazoa, Chordata, Actinopteri, Anguilliformes, Congridae. The coding region runs from base 133 to 438 and encodes 101 amino acids.